CACACCAGAUGUAUUUUCUCUCCAGUCUUUCCCCACAGGCCAGCGAGCUUUAAGCCAAACUCUUCUCAAUUGUGAUCUGCAUGUAUCUAACCAAAUGAUGUGGACUUGGACAGACUGUCUGUGUGUCAAUCUCCUGCUUCUCCUCCAAAGAGCAGGCUCUGAGAAGUUUGAGGUUCUUGGUCCGACUCGUGCCAUUGUUGCUGUGGCUGGUGAUGACAUCACUCUGCCCUGUUACAUCAAACCCAACAUCAGCGUUGAGGACAUGAGAGUUGACUGGUUCAGAGUCAACCUCCCAGACACUCAGUCAAACAUUAGAGUCCAUCUCUACCAAGACGGCAGAGACAAAUACCAUGAUCAGAUCCUCUCCUACAGGGGAAGGACAUCGUUGUUUAAAGAGGAACUGAAGAAGGGCAACACCUCUUUGAAACUGACCAGGGUACAAGGCACAGAUGAUGGACAUUAUAAAUGUCUUGUUGAGUCUAAGACACAUUAUGAUGAUUUCACCAUUGAAGUCUACGUCAGAGCUAUAGGAUCCAAGCCAGAGGUUUCCAUUGAGGGACAGAAAGAAGGAGGGAUGGCUCUGCUGUGUGUAACUAAAGGCUGGUUCCCUGAGCCUGAGUUGGAGUGGCUGGACAGUGAAGGGGUCACUCUGUCUGCUGGACCGUCAGAGACAGACAGGGACUAUGAGGGAUUCUACAUAGUCAAACUAAAGACCAUCGUAAAGGAGACUGACAUCAACCGCUUUACCUGUAGAGUCAGACAGAGCCAGCUCCAUGAGGUGAUUAAGAUGGAGACAAAGUUUCACAUCCCUAGCGAGCUGAUCCUUGUUCACACAGACAUGUGGAAAGUGGCCCUUGCAGUGAUUGUCUCUUUGGGCAUUGUCCUUAUGGUCAUAUUAGCUUUCACCAUUUGGCGCUGGAUUGCUUUGUGCAAUGACUAUGAUGCAUCCAGAGCUGAACACAGUCAAGAGCUCGAGAUACUUGCUGAUCAGCUGGAGAUACUUGCUGAUCAGCUGGAUUUAGUAAACAUGAAGGGCUGUCCAGAACUUGAAACCAUCAGAAAACAUGCAGUGGAUGUGACUCUAGAUCCUGAUACAGCACAUCCCAGACUCAUCCUGUCUGAAGACAGGAAACAAGUUAGAUAUGGACACAUAAAACAGAAUCUCCCUGAUAACCCAAAGAGGUUUGAUAUUGUUCCCUAUGUCCUGGGAACGGAGGGUUUCUCCUCAGGGAGAUUCUACUACGAGGUGCAGGUGGAGGGGAAGAAUGGGUGGACUUUAGGAGUGGCCAGAGAGACCAUCAACAGGAAGAAGUUUAUUCACCUGAAACCUGAGAAUGGAUGCUGGACUGUUUGGCUGAGGUAUGAAGAAUACAAGGCUCUCACUGGCCCCUCUGUCGUCCUCUCCCUGAGAGAGAAGCCCCAGAAGGUGGGGGUGUUUGUGGAUUAUGAGAAGGGUCAGGUCUCAUUAUACAAUGUAGAGGCCAGGUCUCAUAUCUACUCCUUCACUGGCUACACCUUCACUGAGAAACUCUAUCCAUUCUUUUUUUCUGGUGCUACUGGUAACUCAGCCCCACAGGUCAUCACUCCUGUAGGUGUCACUGACUAACUGUUUUAUAUCAAACAUUGAAAUACUGGUUGUGUGUGUAUGUGUGUGUGUGUGUGCUCGUGUGUGUGUGUGUGUGUGUGUGCGUGCAAGUGUGUGUGUUACUGUCAUGACUUUGGGCAAACCAGUCUUCCAUCUUCGACCCAUCUAUCGAAGGGCAGCUCAGAGUAAAUAUAUAUGUUGCAUUUUUCUUCUCCGAAUGGGCGGUUAUUAGAAUGCAUAAGAUUCUGUAUUUACGGUAGAAUAGCUUUUCAAGGUCCGAUAGAGACCCAAUCCCUUUGUCACUCCAUCUUCCUGCUCUUUCAUUCAAACCCAACCCCCUUCUUUUGUAUAACGAGCUGUCAUAUUGGGUUAGCCCACUAGGGGAUUUUCAUGACAUGAUUAGUAAUCGAUGUAUGAUCGAUCCUGUGUAUAUAUAUGUAAUUCUGUGUGAUUAUUUCGGUAUUUAGUAAAUAAAUAAUUACACCAA
Messenger RNA from Oncorhynchus nerka (sockeye salmon), 2072 nucleotides. RefSeq names its product butyrophilin subfamily 2 member A2-like. Lineage: Eukaryota; Metazoa; Chordata; Actinopteri; Salmoniformes; Salmonidae. Gene Ontology annotation, molecular function: signaling receptor binding. Gene Ontology annotation, biological process: regulation of cytokine production; T cell receptor signaling pathway. Gene Ontology annotation, cellular component: external side of plasma membrane. The record is from RefSeq and is a predicted model, not a curated record. The coding region runs from base 95 to 1606 and encodes 503 amino acids. The transcript has 11 exons.